AUGGCACAAAACCAACCUCAAAAAACUCAUAUCUACAACCAAAUAUUUGGUAGAAAAAUUCAAAAACAACAAGAAAACGAAGUGACUGGUGCAACCAAUAAUUUCCAAUUCAAUAAUGACCUCUCAGCAUUAGAAAAGAAUCACAAAUCACUUCAAGUAGAAUGUACUGAAAACUCAAUCAAACUGGAAUCACAUUCUAAACAAAUACAAAACAUCACCAAUACACUAACAGACCACACAAAAUCCAUACAGACCAUUUUUGAAAAACUCAACGAAAUAGCUUCCAAAAUGGAAAAUAUUGAAUUACAUUUGACAAAACCGUACCAUCAAUUAAUUCAUGAAUCCAAGGAUGAUGUAGAAGAUGAAGAUGAUGAAUCUUAUCACCCAAAACCAAAUGAAAAUAGUGAUGAUGAAAUGGAAUAUGACGAAGAAGAAGAUAUAGUAGAACCUAGAAGAGGUGAUAAACCUCUUGGAAAUAAGAACAAUUAA
Messenger RNA from Naegleria fowleri, 489 nucleotides. RefSeq lists its product as uncharacterized. Lineage: Eukaryota; Heterolobosea; Eutetramitea; Acrasida; Naegleriidae. The transcript has a single exon. Bases 1 to 489 code for a protein of 162 amino acids. The record is from RefSeq and is a predicted model, not a curated record.